AUGACUGGCGGCGCCUCCUUACCAAAAUCUAAUAUUUCUUCUUCUUCUCCUUUCUCAUCUCUUGCGGGAUCUAAUGUUAAACAUAACAUCCCCAUCACUUUAGACAUGGAAAACGUACAAUACUCGACGUGGGCCGAGUUAUUCAAAAUUCAUGCACGCUCCCAUCGAGUCAUUCAUCAUAUUAUUCCUCCGGCAACAGGUAAAGAGAAGAUACCGACAACCGAUGAGGAAAAAGAUGAUUGGUCCACCAUUGAUGCAACGGUGUUGAAGUGGAUAUACACCACUAUAUCCCCUGACCUUCUCAACACUAUUCUUGAACCGGAUUCUACGGCCAUAGAAGCAUGGAAUCGAUUACGGGAUAUUUUUCAAGACAACAAAUCCUCCCGUACGGUAACUUUAGAACAAGAAUUCUCUAACACUUGUAUGGAGGAUUUCCCUAAUGCAUCUUCUUAUUGUCAACGGCUUAAAAUGUUGGCGGACCAACUCAAAAAUGUUGGGGCUCCGGUCUCUAACAACCGGCUCGUUUUACAAAUGGUAGCGGGCCUUACCGAAGCAUAUAGUGGUGUUGGUACUUUGCUUCGACAAAGUGAUCCACUUCCUCCCUUUUACCAAGCAAGAUCCAUGCUUGUAUUGGAGGAAGCCAGACUUUCCAAGAAGGUUGGUGGCGCGGUGAUGGUCGCCAAUGCAGUGGAGUCUUCGCUGGAAAAUGGUAGUCCUAACCGUGGGUCAAACAGUGGGAAAAAGGGUCAAAAAGGAUCGAAAAAUGAAAAAAAAGGGGGUGGAGGUGGUCACCGGAAUUCCGGUGGUGGUUACCGUGGCAACCGGAAUUCCGGCGGCGGCAGCUGA
This is a messenger RNA of Beta vulgaris subsp. vulgaris (sugar beet), 846 nucleotides long. RefSeq lists its product as uncharacterized. NCBI's taxonomy places the organism in Eukaryota, Viridiplantae, Streptophyta, Magnoliopsida, Caryophyllales, Amaranthaceae. The record is from RefSeq and is a predicted model, not a curated record. The coding region runs from base 1 to 846 and encodes 281 amino acids. The transcript has a single exon.